Cheilinus undulatus (humphead wrasse) is the source of this 2539-nucleotide messenger RNA. RefSeq names its product solute carrier family 4 member 1b (Diego blood group) (gene slc4a1b). Gene Ontology annotation, molecular function: monoatomic anion transmembrane transporter activity; solute:inorganic anion antiporter activity; bicarbonate transmembrane transporter activity. The transcript is spliced from 16 exons. Gene Ontology annotation, biological process: bicarbonate transport; monoatomic anion transport; regulation of intracellular pH. Gene Ontology annotation, cellular component: basolateral plasma membrane; plasma membrane. Lineage: Eukaryota; Metazoa; Chordata; Actinopteri; Labriformes; Labridae. The record is from RefSeq and is a predicted model, not a curated record. The coding region runs from base 1 to 2523 and encodes 840 amino acids.
AUGAAGGACCAGAAGCAGGAGGCCUACUGGCAGGAAACAGGUCGAUGGGGUGGGUAUGAGGAGAGCUUCGACCCUCAGGCUGGUGUUUGGGCCACCUCACAUGUCUCCUACCUCACCUUCAAGAGCCUCAUCCAGCUCCGUCGCACUAUGAAUACAGGUGUGACAAUUUUCGACUGUGAAGAGCAGACCCUGGCCAGCAUCGCAGAGAAGAUGGUCAGUGAGAUGGUGAACAAGAAAGAGAUCAGACCUGGAGACCGAGAAGGAGUGCUGAACUCUCUGCUUCAGAACCGGAGCCAAUCAGAUCCAGAGAGCCAAGCUCUGACAGACGGGGUAGACCUGAAGAAGUUUUCAGUUAAGGAAAGGAGGGAUGAAGCUGACCAUGUUGAAGCCUCUAUGGUGCUAGUAGGAGCGUUGGAGUUUCUAGAAAGGCCUACGGUUGUGUUUGUACGUCUGAAGGAGGCGGCAGCGCUCGACUCUGCGUUGGAGGCCCCGGUGCCAGUACGCUUCGUGUUUGUCCUCAUUGGCCCCAGCAAGGCUGACAUAGACUACCACGAGACUGGACGUACAAUGGCAGCACUCAUGGCUGACAAAGUGUUCAAUCAGGCAGCCUUAAAGGCGAAGAGCAGCCGAGAGCUUACAGAUGCUGUGGUCAACUUUAUGGACUGCAGCAUUGUCAUCCCGCCCACUGAAAUCCAGAAUGAAGCCAUGCUUUCAUCAAUUAUCAGCUUUCAAAAGAAACUGCUUCAAGACAGAUUCCAGUCCUCUGAGCCACCCACCCGUCUGGACUCCAAGACUCGCAAGGUUUCCAUCUCUUCAGGGACGCCUCCUGAAGACCCCUUGGCCCGCACAGGUCGGCCAUUUGGUGGAAUGAUGAAAGACAUAAGGAGGCGUUACCAGCAUUACAAGAGUGACAUCACAGAUGCUCUUAACGCACAAGCCCUCGCCGCCAUCAUUUUUAUCUACUUUGCAGCCUUGUCUCCUGCCAUCACCUUUGGAGGACUGUUAGCUGAUAAGGUUGACAACAUGAUGGGCGUUCCAGAGCUCCUCAUCUCCACCAGCAUUCAGGGGAUCAUUUUCUGCUUUGUUGCUGCUCAACCCGUCCUGGUCAUUGGUUUCUCUGGUCCUCUGUUAGUGUUUGAGGAGGCCUUCUUUGCUUUCUGCAAGUCCCAGGACAUUGAGUAUAUUGUGGGGAGAGUUUGGGUUGGAGUGUGGUUGGUCAUCAUUGUGGUCGUCAUAGUAGCCUUUGAGGGCAGCUUCCUGGUGCGUUUCAUCUCCCGUUUCACCCAGGAAAUCUUCUCCAUCCUCAUCUCCCUCAUCUUCAUCUACGAGACCUUCGCCAAACUGGGGAGGAUCUUCAAGGCCCAUCCACUGAUUCUAAAUUACGAUCAUUUGAAUACAACUGUAGAAAAUCCCUGGCGACCAAGGGUGGAAGAGACAAUCUUUUAUGACAAUGCUACUGGCAAUACAACCAUUAUCAUAAACACUAUUAAGCCACCUUAUCCAAACACAGCCCUACUCUCAAUGUGCCUCAUGUUGGGCUGCUUCUUCAUCGCUUUCUUCCUUCGCCAGUUCAAGAAUGGCACAUUCCUUCCUGGAAAGAUCAGACGUUUGAUUGGGGACUUUGGCGUGCCUAUUUCCAUAUUCCUCAUGGUUCUUGUGGACUACAGCAUUGAAGAUACGUACACCCAGAAACUAGUGGUUCCAAAAGGUCUGAUGGUGUCCAACCCAGCCAAAAGAGGCUGGCUUAUCAAUCCUUUUGGAGAGCACCAGACCUUCCCAGUGUGGGUGAUGUUUGCAUGCUGUAUCCCUGCAAUGCUCGUCUUCAUCCUCAUCUUUUUGGAGUCUCAGAUCACCACUCUGAUUGUGAGUAAACCUGAGAGAAAGAUGGUCAAAGGCUCUGGGUUCCACUUUGACCUGCUAGUUUUAGUUGGAAUGGGCGGGUUGAGUGCGAUAUUUGGGGUGCCAUGGCUCAGUGCUGCCACAGUGCGAUCUGUCACCCAUGCUAACGCCCUCACUGUGAUGAGCAAAGGACCAAAACCUGUGAUUGAGAAGGUGAUUGAGCAGCGGAUCAGUGGCAUUGUGGUUGCCUUGCUAGUUGGUCUGUCCAUUUUGAUGGAGCCGAUCCUAAAGAUGAUCCCUAUGGCUGCCUUGUUUGGGAUCUUUCUCUACAUGGGAGUUACCUCACUCAAUGGCAUCCAGCUUUGGGAUCGAAUGCUGCUACUGCUGAUCCCUAAGAAAUACCACCCUGAUGAACCUUACGCCACAAGAGUAAGCACUGGACGAAUGCACUUGUUCACAGCCAUCCAGAUUGUGUGUCUGGCACUUCUAUGGAUUAUUAAGUCCAGUCCGGUGUCCCUUGCCCUUCCUUUCAUACUCAUCCUCACCAUUCCCCUACGCAUGUUUAUGACCGGGCGGCUCUUCACUGAACUGGAGAUGAAAUGUUUGGAUGCAGAUGACGCCAAAGUGACAUUUGAGGAGGAGCCAGGACAGGAUGUAUACUGUGAAACUCAGAUGCCAUUAUAGAUCAUUUAAUGGCAGC